Messenger RNA from Amphimedon queenslandica, 1643 nucleotides. RefSeq names its product ATP-dependent RNA helicase DDX19A-like. Lineage: Eukaryota; Metazoa; Porifera; Demospongiae; Haplosclerida; Niphatidae. Gene Ontology annotation, molecular function: nucleic acid binding; RNA helicase activity; ATP binding. Bases 84 to 1484 code for a protein of 466 amino acids. The record is from RefSeq and is a predicted model, not a curated record. The transcript is spliced from 10 exons.
UGCUUUCAUUUAAAAAUGUACUUCACUUGCCUUCUCUAACCUAUCUCCCCCCCCUCUAUCCUCUCCUUCUCUUCUAGUUAGUUAUGGCCGAUACGGUGAACUGGGCUGAAGCAGUUGACCAACAGGAACAGGUUACCAGUGGUGUAGCUGGUUUAAACGUGUCCCCAGCUGAUCCAGGGGACGUCGAGACUAGCAAAGCCGAGGCAUCUCUCCUCACUAAGAUCCUACGAACGAAACUCGUCGAUAAUUCAAAUGAUGUAGAGGUUCAGCAGAAUGAUCCGACCUCUCCACUUUAUUCUGCUCGCUCCUUUGAAGAACUUAAUCUUCAUCCUAAUCUUCUAAAAGGUAUCUACAGUAUGAAAUUCAACAAACCGUCAAAGAUACAGGAGAAAGCAUUGCCACUUUUAUUAGCCGACCCUCCUCAGAAUUUAAUUGCUCAAAGUCAAAGUGGAACUGGUAAGACAGCUGCUUUUGUCUUGGCAAUGUUGACGAGAGUUGACACUUCAAAACCUUACCCUCAAAUUCUUUGCUUGUCUCCUACGUUUGAUCUGGCCCAGCAAACUGGUAAGGUUUUACAGCAAAUGGCCCAAUAUUCUCCUGAAAUUAAAAUGACUUAUGCUGUAAGAGGAUCAAGAACUUUUCAACGUGGUCAAAAUGACAAAGUAACCGAGCACAUAUUAAUUGGUACUGCCGGGACUGUGCUUGAUUGGGCUGUCAAGUUUCGGGUUUUUGAUCCCAAACUGAUCAACAUGUUCGUACUCGAUGAAGCUGACGUGAUGAUUGAUACUCAAGGACAACAAGACCAAACUAUUAGACUCCACAAACAACUAAGGAGAGAUUGUCAACAUGUCUUAUUCAGUGCGACCUACAACGAGGAAGUUAUGACUUUUGCAAAGAAAAUUAUUUCAGAGCCUAAUAUAAUUCAUUUGAAGCGAUCGGAGGAAAGCCUCGAUAAUAUAAAGCAGUAUUAUGUUUGGUGCUCAGCUGCUGGUGAUGAGGGAAAAUUUGCCGCCUUAACUAACCUCUAUGGAGUCCUAACCAUUGGCCAAUGCAUUGUAUUCUGUCAUACAAGAAAAUCGGCAGCUUGGCUUGCAGGAAAAAUGAACAAAGAGGGACACGCUGUGGCUCUGUUGACAGGCCAGUCAACUGUUGAGCAAAGAAUUGCUGUUUUAGACAGAUUCAGAGAAGGCAAAGAGAGGCUACUGAUUACGACUAAUCUCUGCGCUAGAGGAAUCGACAUUGAUCAGGUCACGUUAGUAGUGAAUUAUGAUAUUCCGAUGGAUGUCCAUCACAAGCCCGACUGCGAGACUUAUCUACAUAGAAUUGGUAGGACUGGAAGAUUUGGGAAAUCUGGUCUAGCCGUUAAUUUUGUCGAUGGGAGGAAAUCCUAUGAUAGCCUGAUGUUCAUACAGAACCACUUCAAGAGGGAAAUUCAAAAGCUUGAUGCUGACGAUCCUGACGAGAUUGAAAAGCUACAGAAAUGAGAAUUGAAAGACAACCAAUUAUUAGCUUCUUAUUAUUUUCUGUCUUUAUUUCUAUGCACGCAUUUGACAAUUAAUAACACAGGCACACGUGGUCUACCCUACACGAUCCUUCACUCUUUCUCUUGUUAUUGUACCUUUCCCAAGUUUUUUUUUAAAGUA